Molecule: messenger RNA, 5167 nt
Organism: Myotis daubentonii (Daubenton's bat)
Lineage: Eukaryota; Metazoa; Chordata; Mammalia; Chiroptera; Vespertilionidae
Gene: NACC2
Product: NACC family member 2
Biological process (GO): regulation of transcription by RNA polymerase II
Molecular function (GO): RNA polymerase II cis-regulatory region sequence-specific DNA binding; DNA-binding transcription factor activity, RNA polymerase II-specific; protein binding
Source: RefSeq, a predicted model, not a curated record
CACCCUCCCCACCCCAAGGGCUCCCGCUCCGUUUGCUGCAUUCCCGGAGCAGCUGGCGGCUGCGGGCACAGGCGGCCGGCGCGGGCGAGCCUGCCCCUUCCCCUGCCGGGCUGAGCGGGCAGUGCGGGGCCCCCGGCGGCAGCGGCCAGAGAUGUGCCCGCUCGGGCCGCUCCCGCACUGAGAGUCGGAGGCCCCCGGCCCCCCGUUGCCCGCCAUGUCUCAGAUGCUGCACAUUGAGAUCCCCAACUUCGGGAACACCGUGCUGGGCUGCCUGAACGAGCAGCGCCUGCUGGGCCUCUACUGCGAUGUGUCCAUCGUGGUCAAGGGCCAGGCCUUCAAGGCCCACCGGGCCGUGCUGGCCGCCAGCAGCCUCUACUUCCGCGACCUGUUCAGCGGCAACAGCAAGAGCGCCUUCGAGCUGCCGGGCUCGGUGCCGCCCGCCUGCUUCCAGCAGAUCCUGUCCUUCUGCUACACGGGCCGGCUGACCAUGGCGGCCAGCGAGCAGCUCGUGGUCAUGUACACGGCCGGCUUCCUGCAGAUCCAGCACAUCGUGGAGCGCGGCACCGACCUGCUGUUCAAGGUGAGCUCGCCCCACUGCGACUCGCAGACCGCCGCCAUGGAGGACGCCAGCUCCGAGCCCCAGAGCCCCUGCCACCAGCUGCCGCCGGCCGCCCCGGGGCCCCCCUACGUCGUGUCCCCCUCCGUGCCCAUCCCGCUGCUGACCCGCGUGAAGCACGAAGCCACGGAGCUGCCUCCGGCCGCCGGCCCGGGCCUGGCGGCCAAGCGCCCGCUGGAGUCCGGGCCCCGGGACGGCGCCGCGGGCACGGCAGGCGCCCCGGCAGUGGCGGCCGGCCCGGCCCCGCUCAAGCUGCCCCGCGUCUCCUACUACGGGGUGCCCAGCCUGGCCUCCCUCAUCCCCGGCAUCCAGCAGGUGCCUUACCCCCAGGGGGAGCGGACCAGCCCGGGCGCCAGCAGCCUGCCCACCACCGACAGCCCCACCUCCUACCACAACGAGGAAGAUGAGGAGGAUGACGAGGCCUACGACACGAUGGUGGAGGAGCAGUACGGCCAGAUGUACAUCAAGGCCGCCGGCAGCUACGCAGUGCCAGAGAAGCCCGAGCCAGUGCCGCUGGAGAGCCGCUCCUGUGUCCUCAUCCGCCGGGACCUGGUGGCCCUGCCCGCCAGCCUCAUCAGCCAGAUUGGGUACCGCUGCCACCCCAAGCUCUACUCGGAGGGCGACCCCGGCGAGAAGCUGGAGCUGGUGGCAGGCUCGGGCGUCUGCAUCACGCGGGGCCAGCUCAUGAACUGCCACCUGUGCGCAGGCGUCAAGCACAAGGUGCUGCUGCGCCGGCUGCUCGCCACCUUCUUCGACAGGAACACGCUGGCCAACAGCUGUGGCACCGGCAUCCGCUCGUCCACCAGCGACCCCAGCCGCAAGCCGCUGGACAGCCGGGUCCUCAACGCUGUGAAACUGUACUGCCAGAACUUCGCGCCCAGCUUCAAGGAGAGCGAGAUGAACGUGAUCGCGGCGGACAUGUGCACCAACGCCCGCCGUGUCCGGAAGCGCUGGCUGCCCAAGAUCAAGUCCAUGCUGCCCGAGGGCGUGGAGAUGUACCGCACGGUCAUGGGCUCCUCCGCCGGCGUGGCCCUGGACCCCGAGUUCCCGGCCGCGGCCGCGCAGGUGUUCGAGCAGCGGCUGUACGCGGAGCGCCGGGGCGACGCGGCCGCCAUCGUGGCCCUGAGAACUGACGCCGUGAACGUCGACCUGGGCGCCCCGGCCAACCCCCCCUUCGAGGCCGGAGAGGAGGCGGAGGGGGCCGGCUCCGUCAUCCAGGAGGUGGCCGCGCCCGAGCCGCUGCCCCCGGACGGCCAGAGCCCCCCGCAGCCCUUCGAGCAGGGCGGCCCCGGCUCCCGGCCCCCGACGCCCGCGGCCCGGAGGCCUGACGGCGCCUACGCCGGGACUCUGUAGGGGGCCGGGCGCGGGGACAGGACGUCCUAGCUGCUUGCAUGCGUUACUAAUACAAACAAUGUGAUCGAGCCACUCACCUACUGAACGGCUGUUGCCUGAAAACAAUGUGACUUCUAUUCUGCUUGUAUUUAAGGUUCAUGAAGGAGACAGACCCACUCGGGACACUGUAAGCAAGUAGGCCCCUGGCUGCCGCCCCGACGGCCGGCCCCUUGACUGCGCGGUCGGUCUCCACGUGUAGCUUCACCCCCUUCUCAGAUGGGACCUGCCUGAACCCCCGCCCCUUCCCGCCCCUCUGCCAGGACGAAGCCAGGGACCUGCCCGCCCUCUGCGGCCACGGCCGGGGCUGGGCCCCCCGGGCCAGACGCCUUGUGUUUCCUUCCUCCUGCGACGGGUCAGGCCGGCCUGGCCCGAGUGCGUGUGGGAGGGUGACGAGCCGUGAUGGGCCUCGCUGUCCCGGGAGAGGAGAAGGGGCUCCUGGCUGGACCUGGGCUCGCCCCAAUGCCCCCCGCCCCCCCGCACCUGGGCCCCUCUGGCUCCUGCCCGGCUGCCCGCUGGCCUGUGGGCGGGGCCGCCCCCCGGGUGCCGGCCCUCGGCCUUGUUAGGAUUCUGUGUGUGUGGUGUGUGUGGGGGGGGUCUGAAGUCAGCUGAGGGGGAGGCCACUCAGGGGCCAGCCUGCAGGUGGGGGGCCUGCUUGGUGAGGCAGGAGCCAGGCUGGGGCAGCGUGGGGCCCCCGUGCUGUGCUCCGACCCUUGGGGGUGCCCCACGCUGAGGCUGCGGGGGUGGGCAGUGAGCACGGGCCGAGCAGGCAGGUGGCAGGGCGCCCGGACAGCAGGUGCGGAGGCUCAGAGGCCGGGGAGGGCGGCGAGGAGGGGCCCACGGGGUCGGUGUGCUUGGGGCUGCGACGUUCCCUCUGCAGUUUAGUUGCUGGUUUGGGGAAGGAACAGGGCUCCUGUGGCCGCUCACCAGGGCCUCCGUGUCCGGUCCAGGGGCUGCCUUCCUCCCCGGCCCCGGCAGCGCUGCCAGGUGCCCUGUCCCGGCUCCGCCUCCCCGGCCCCUCCACCGUGUGUGACUCAGGACCCCCAAAGCCAAGGCCCCCCAGCGCGGGGGCACACGGGGUCCUGGGGUGGGGGAGCUCCUUCCCAGGCUGCACGAAGCCCCCCAGCCCCCAGCCCUGCCACAUGUGUGCCUGGCCUCCAGAGAGAUCUGACGGCUUCCGGAAGGGGUGGGCACCUGGGGGCGGGACCCUGGGUGGGCAGCCGCCCGGAGCUGAGCUCGGUCCCUCCACCACUGUCCCACCUAAAGGGGCGGUGGCUCUGGGGGCUUCAGACCAGUCACCUGGCCUCUGCGCCCCCUCCCCACCCGCCCAGCCCAUGAGGGACCAGACUUGCGUCCUCCUGGAACGGAGAGGAGGCCGUACCCUCGGCACCUCAGGUGGACUCGGCCCUGUAGGUGGUGGGUGAGGCUGACCCCCCAUCUCCCCCGGAGUUUCCUUGAUUUGCUCCCCCACCCAAAUUUGCACUUUAAUUUGACCCUCCCUGGGGACCCUCGGGCCCACCUGUCCCGGCUGUGGACAGAGGGCCCCCUCUGUCUCCCCCUCUCUCCCCCACCCCAAAGCGGGCACGGCCGCCCGCCCAGGGCCAGGAAGGGAGGGUGCGCUGCCGGCGGUGGCCACACAGAGAAGGCCUGGCCGCGGCUCAGGCCAGCACAAUGUCCGUGACCUCUGCCCCUGAAUCGUUUAUCGUCCGUCUGCUUUGUUGUUCUGGGUGAGGAAGGCCCGGGCAGGUGGAACUUGAAUCAUUCAAUGUGAACGGGUCUGAGCUCUCCCGGCCCCGGGCGGCCAGGCCGCGCGUUUUGCACUAGUGUCCCGCGGUGGGCGUGGGUCUGAGCGGUGGCCGGCGGGCGUGGCUGAUGAUUGUAUGUGCUGGCGCCCCGCCCCGAGCGCUCCUGGGGGGCACGGCCUGGCUCGCGGGGCCUUCCAGAGUGCCUUAGCACCUUUGAUCCUUUCCCUGUGACCACACCUGCCUCCCCUCCUCUGUUUACACGGCGACUCAUUCCUGUCCUGUCGGCUGACCCCAACCCCCACCCUGUAGACGGAGAGACGAGCCACUCAGUAUCUGUGAGAAGCUGCGCCUUCACCCCUGAGCUUGACUGUUAGCGACACGCAUCGGCCACGCGUCUGUCAGAGUCCUAGCGGCACCUCGAGGAGGAGCGGGCGCUGAUGUGUGUCGGGGUGCGGCGGCCGCGGGCCUGGCCGCGCCCCACCCUCCUGCAGGAGGCGGCUGGGGUGGUGGAGGGAAAGGUCCCUGGGUCCCACGGGAGGGACCGGCGAUGGGACGGAUGCUGUGAGCGCGGCGGGGCCCGCCCGGCCAGCUGCCUCGGUACUUGAAUUCUGUCUUGUGUUCUGCACUGUGUCUGGCCUCGGCCAGAGUUCUCUGUGGUCACUAACUGUGCAUUGGAUCCUGUUGUCUUACUUGCCCUGACUGUGGACGCCGCCGCGGGCGUGAGGCGGGGAGAGCCCUCGGGGGAGCCUGCGGGUGGGUGGCCGGGCAGGGCUCCUGAGCCUGGUGCGCUCCUCCUCCAGGAAAGUUCCUUCUGUGUUUGUGUUGAGAGCUGGGAGGGAGACGGGGAGGCCGGGGUCCCUGGGAGGGACUCGGGUGCGGCCCUGGCCUGUCCCCAGCGGGUGGCAGGAUUGGCCCAGGGCCGGCCUCCGGCAGUGGCUGCUGAGAUUCCCCUUCGACGGGUGAUUUUUAUGGCAAUGUCUUGCCAUAGGGAAAGGCCGAUUACCCACAAACCACCUGAAAACUAGGAGAAAGCCUGUUGCCUCGGCCACAGUAACCCCCCCAAUCCCCCCACAGAACGGGGGUGCAGGUGCCCUGAGCUCUAACUGCUGCUGCCGGGCCCGGCACCGGCCGCCUCCACACGGCACCCCCACAUGGCACCGGGGACCGAGGCCGCGAGGGCUUGUGCACGCUGUUUCUAACCUGGCGAAGGUUUUGGGCUGUUUGUUUGUUUGUUGUGUUUCUUUGGGGAAAAAAACCUGAAAAGGAAAGUUAUGCAGAAUCUAAAGAUUCCGAUUGGACCACCUGCUCAAACUCUGAUCAGUCGCUUCCUUGUUCGCGUUUUGCACAUGACUGUAAUUUUUAUGUCCACAGAAGCCAAAACUCGCAAUACUAUUUUUAGCAGAAAAAAAAAAAAGAA